Molecule: messenger RNA, 693 nt
Organism: Trematosphaeria pertusa
Lineage: Eukaryota; Fungi; Ascomycota; Dothideomycetes; Pleosporales; Trematosphaeriaceae
Exons: 1
Coding region: 1-693 (230 amino acids)
Source: RefSeq, a predicted model, not a curated record
AUGAGCAACACCCCAGAACCCUCGCGCGCAUCUCCGCGGAUCCCGCUCGAUCUCGAAUGUCUCUACACCGGCCUCAUCGACUGCAACCUCGCAUCCACGCUUCGUCUCAUCCCUUCCUUCGAAGCUCUCACCUUCCACGCCCGACCCGGCAACUCGCCUACCCCCGUCAAACUCCUCAUCGGACGAUACGGCGACUCAGAUGUGUACGCCUGCCCCGACGGCUCGGUCCACCGGGUCGUCGUCCGAGAUAGCGCGCUACGGAAGAAGGGCACGGUUCUGGGCGUUGAUCGGCCUAUGGGAGACUCCUGCGCGCUGGUUCCGCCGUUUUCGUGGGGGAGGGCGCUUAAAGAGGGGUUGGUGAGUCCGAUGGGCGCGGAGGUGACGGCGCUGGUGCAGUUGUAUUGCGGUCUGUGGGCUGUGGAGAAUGGCAAAGCGGACCUGGAUCUGCCGGUGCCGCGGUACGGCGAUUUGGUUCGGGCGUUUGAGACGCUGCAGAAGGCCAUAGAGACCGACAAGAUGCUACAGCCCAGCAUGCGGAGUGUGCAGGUGGUGGAAGAUGAAGAGGAGGCGGGGGCGGGGGCGGAGGCGGAGGCGGAGGCGGAGGAGAUAGAGGGGAAGGCGGAGCGUGAAGAGUAUGGAGAAUGUUUUCAGAAAUCCUCACGGAUGCGCUCUCAGGGAGGAUGGCUCGCAUGA